Molecule: messenger RNA, 1481 nt
Organism: Alternaria rosae
Lineage: Eukaryota; Fungi; Ascomycota; Dothideomycetes; Pleosporales; Pleosporaceae
Product: glyoxalase-like domain-containing protein
Exons: 1
Coding region: 320-1180 (286 amino acids)
Source: RefSeq, a predicted model, not a curated record
GCGACGUCAAGGUCAAGCUUUACGAUGGUCGUUCGUGAAGGUGAGCGUCAAGGUUCUGUUGUGAAGAUAUAGGGAUCAAUUUACCUUAUCAGAUCCGUGGGUACUCGAAUAGUCCUGCAGCGAGCACAGUGUUGGCAGGAGUUACCCCUCUUACAUCCCUGUCGCUUCCCGACUUCAUGCCUCUUCCGGACAAGCCCGAGCGCGAUGACUCCACGAACACGACCGACCGCUUGGUGCUGAGCUUUCCAGGUACAUACUCGCUCGUCGUACAAUAGUUCCAGGUGUCGAACAACAGAUCUGUUGCAAUAAAGCUGUCGCAAUGGCGUCGUCGCAGCAGUGCCUCGACCAUCUCAUCCUCUUCGUCCCCGCCAACACAGCCACGCAACUACCCGAAGUUCCAUCGUUCUUCUCGGACAACUUCACACUCACUCCAGGAGGCUUCCACGCGGAUGGUGCGACAUCAAACAUCUUGAUCCUUCUCGCGGACGGCUGCUAUAUUGAGCUCAUUUCGUUCAUCAAUCCCUCCCUCGCGCCUGACCAUUGGUGGGGCCCAGAAGCCAGCUUCGUAGGCUGGAAAGACUGGUGCUUGACCAACUCACUGUCGCUCGAAAAGAACUACAAAGCGGUGAAAGACACACAUUCAGAGCCGAUCAAAGGAGGGAGGAAGAGAGCCGAUGGUGUCGAUGUAGCUUGGGCGGUGACUUUUCCCAAGGGAGAGAAAGGUGGACAGAGUGUUAGGGGCAAGGUGCCAUUCUUCUGCCACGAUCUCACGCCUCGGAGUGUCCGCGUACCAAUUGACAAGACAAAGACGACUCAUCCAUGUGGCGCGAUAGGGAUCAGCCGACUUACUAUCGUCGUGCGCGACCAGGCCAUGCUAGAUGAAACUAGGAAUAUCUACGACGCCGUGAUCGGUAGUGCUGGGGAGAAAGUUGAUGCAGGAUUUGAAUUCAAGCUCGGGCGCGUGCAUGAAGUGGAGACUCGUGACACCGGUGCGAAGGUUAUACUGCGCUUGCCAAAGAACGAGGAGGAUCAGGGACGCGUUGAAGAAAGGGGAUUCUGGUACGGCGAUGUGGUUCUCUUAACAAAUGCGAAGUCCAGAAGGAGUGGACGCUCAGCGGAGAGGCUCGAUAGUGGAGAAAGAGAUGGCGGGGUUGGCGGGGUGUGGCUCGAGCAUACCUGAGCGGAUGGCGUUAGGUAUAAGAGUGAGAUGUUAGGGCACCGCGAUUGAGGCUGAACUUGAAUACGUCGUGUUUCGCAUUUCUUGCUUGCGGAAAUACAUGUGCCGGAUGGAAAAGGCACCCAGAAGACGAUAAUUGGUCUGGGUGGCGAGCUAGGUAUAGCAAGGGAUGCACCUGCAGGCCGGCGAGAUUGAAACCACGCUUGCACACACACCCGUGGCGCUCCUGUGCUGCGUUACCACGAAACGCAGAUCGAUGUGAUUAUAUCGCGCAAAAGCGCCAUGGGCUUGUUCCUUGCCAUGC